GCUCUAAUCAACUGUUGAUGCUGUGAACCGACCGACAACAAGCCUAGGUUCAUAUUUGAAUCCCACUGCCCGCACCCGCUGUCGUUUACGUUUACUAUUAAGAUUACGAUGCUUAUUUCCUGUGCGUGCAAGUAGCCGUCUCAUCAUCUCGCCGUCUCUUGCCGAAAGUCCGACAGACCGCCCUGAGCUGAAAAAAGGAAAUUCCAGGCACGUACAUUUUUCAAAGCAUGCCUUCCUUACCACGGCCGCCUAUUUCUAGCCUCGCCAUCUCUUUAUGGCCUUGUACGCGAUAGAUUUCAUAGGCCGUGAGAAAAGGCAAGAUAGAGAGAUUCGAGAUUCGAGAUUUCUAGUAGAUAAUCAUAAUACCAUCCGACAAUGCCUCCAAACAACAACAUCCUGAGCUACUACGGAGAAGCUCCGAAAACACACAACUAUGGAUCGAGGUGCCGACUAGCUCCGGUAUCCCAUCCUUUUGCCUCCUCCAACGUCGAUGACAUCCCACCAGUAAAUGCCCAAUACUUUUAUCUGUCUUCCGUUCCCAUCGAUGACCCUCUUUCGACUACAACUAUCGCUGCCACGGCCGAUCCAAAAUCUGCUAGGAGCAGCCUCCGACCCUUCUCGCCAGGAGAUAACAAUGCGUUGGAAAAGGCCUGGCUUAGCCUUGCUUCAGAUACAUACCGUCAAAAUCACACAAACGCGCUACAGAACCGUCCUCCCAGCCCGUGUCUCGCGAAAACAAAUGGCGAGAAGUUGCGUAGUAUCGUACACCGCUUAGCCGUGGAACACGCUGAGAAGCAUGCACGCGAAGGUCCCUCUGCGGAAAAGGUCCAGCCUUUCACCGAAGGUCUCCCCGAACCGGAAAAUGCUGCGCUUCUGUGUUGCCCGGAGCUUCUUGUUGAUGUUGGAGUUGCUCUGAGGACAUCUUUCUGUGCUGUAGCGAGGCGGAAACAGACCGAGCUUAACCGGAGCAUAGUUUCCCAGGCUGUUAUGAGUGAGAUGAAUACACUGCAUACUGAUUCAACGGCUUCCGUUACAGAACGACGCGCAACAUAUAAUAGUACACCUCCCAGCCAGUCACAGAUCGAGUCCUUGAUGAGGUCGAAUCAACAGGAUGAGCGACCUAAUAGUCAACAUUCCGCAGGGUCGCAGCCUCAAGUAUCAGCGGAUAGAAGCCCCAGUGUUCCCGUCCCUACGAAAUCCUCGCUGGCGAACGAUGGUAUCUCGGGUAGACCAUUUGUCCGUGUAGGCACUCCAGAAAGUCCCAUUAUAUCUCCGCCUGCCUCUUUUCCGAGGGCUGCUACAUUUCGACCUAGUGGACUCGCUGAAGAGAUAAAGAGUGGAGAAGCUAGAUCCCGACGUGCUUCAUCAGUAGGGGAUCCGGCUCCGUCGCCUAAAUAUACCGAGGCUCCAAAAGUCGUUUCGCGUGAAGUAACGGUCGGUGUCUCAAGGUUACAUGAAGUAUCUCUUCCUUCUUUGCAGAUGAAGCCGAUCUACUGGUCACCUGUUAAUGAUAUCGCCACUGUUUUCCGAGCAACUUGGUUCUAUCGAGAUGAUAUGCGGCCCAUAGAUCCCACCGUAGCUAAUCAGCUCGAGGCCGGGUAUCGAGAGCUCAAACCUCACUCUGAGACUUGGAAAGACGAACUUAGAUGUGCCGUGGACGUUGGUCCUCUAGGGGAGGAAAAGGUCUCACAUCCACUAUGGCCGAAGCCUCUAAAUAAAUCCUCUAAGAAGGCCGCAGAUCUGAUGGAACCAGCUAUAUCCAGUAGUCCUUUUUGCGCGGCACGUUGUUUUCGUGGCGAAGCGGCCGCAGAAGGUAGCUUACUGCCGACUCCGAAUGAGGACAACUCUUCUUCUGUACCAACCCAAAAGAAGUUUGAACAGUAUCAUGUGAUUUACAAGGACGAUACGACAGCAUAUUUACUCAAACCCAGCCUGAGGCCUUCUGCAUACUAUGGUCGCAGACCGGUGGCGAAAAUAGUGAAGGGCCUCACUAUUGGCAUCCCAGUAGUGAGAGGGUUUGACCUUGAGGCGUGGACGAGGAGACAUGAGAAAAAGCAGGAUCAGCGACACCAACAAGCUCCAUCUCUUCCUAGUAAUCCCCAAGAAAAUGUUAGGCGCGAUAUAUGCUUAGCGUGUAAGGCUGAUCAAGAACGCGCACAAGUUACGGACCUUGUUCUAGUUGUUCACGGCAUUGGCCAGAAGUUAGCAGAGCGAGUGGAAAACUACCAUUUCACACACGCCAUAAAUGCCUUCCGUCGGGCUAUCAAUAUCGAACUUCGAAGUAACGCAGUCAGAGGGGUGCUAAGGCAAGGGCUAGACGGUAUAAUGGUCCUUCCUGUGAAUUGGAGGCAAAACCUAUCAUUCGAAGACGGUGGUCCGAUGAAGGAGGAAGAUAAGGAGCACUAUACGCCUGGUGGCUUUACUCUGAAGGAUAUUGAGCCUAAAACCAUCCCUGCCGUUCGGAGCAUGAUAUCUGACGUUAUGUUUGAUAUCCCAUUUUACAUGUCGCAUCAUAAACCGAAGAUGGUGGCGGCAAUGGUCGGCGAAGCGAACCGUGUUUACAGGCUCUGGUGUCGAAAUAAUCCAAGCUUCGCGGAAAAGGGAAGGGUUCAUCUGAUCGGCCACUCGCUCGGUAGCGUCAUGUGUAUUGAAGUCUUGUCGAGGCAGCCGACAAUUGUGCCAGCUCUACAACUAACGAAGCAACCCCAAUUGAAACACUUCGAAUUCGAUACCAAGAACUUGUUUCUUCUUGGUAGCCCCGCCGCUUUCUUCUUGUUGCUUGAGAGAGGCGCAUUGCUGCCAAGGAGGGGACGUCGGAAACCAGGAGCAGACCUCAGCGAUAUUGUGUCAAAGGAUAUUGUUGGGGAUGCGGGACGAUUCGGCUGCAUCGCUGUCGACAAUAUCUACAAUGUUAUGGCUAGAGAAGACGCUGUCGCAUAUCUGCUUAAUGGGACCCUAGACCCGAUGUACGCCGCUAGCUUGAAGACUGCGUAUGUGCCAAGCACCUCGACAUCUUUUCUGCAAUCAAUGGGCAAUGCUAUGCUUAGCAUUGUUCCUGGCGCUGGGGCAUCAACGGCAGCGAAUGCCCCAGUUCCAAGACCUCUGACUGUACGCCUUCCAUCACAACUCGAGCUCGAAGUUCACGAUUUUACACGCGAGGACGUUGCCGAAAAGAAGGCUUUUCUGCUUAAUGAUAAUGGACAGAUCGAUUACUUUCUGCGAUCGGGCAGCGGCCCACUUGAAUUACAGUAUCUAAACAUGUUGAGCGCUCACACGAGCUAUUGGGUAAAUCACGACCUUAUCCGCAUGCUAUGCAUGGAGAUAGGAAGGAAUCCUGGGAAGACGAAUACGCUUCCCGCGAUGAGAGCCGUCAAGGCUACGAAGCGAGUCAUUUCUUCGACGGUUUAAAUAGAGUUUUAUGCCUAGUUCACGAAUAAAUUUGCAUGCAUGGAUACACUUCUGGCCUGGCGUUUGGGAAUUUACUACUGGAUUGGACCGGGAAUGAUGGCAUAUAGACUACGGAUACCCAUUGCCAAUAUGAACAGAUUUACACACACAAGUUGUAACAGCAUAGUAAUACAACAGAUACAUCAUCUCAAACCUAUUCAUGUUGCA
Annulohypoxylon maeteangense is the source of this 3615-nucleotide messenger RNA. Its product is annotated as DDHD domain-containing protein. NCBI's taxonomy places the organism in Eukaryota, Fungi, Ascomycota, Sordariomycetes, Xylariales, Hypoxylaceae. The coding region runs from base 376 to 3408 and encodes 1010 amino acids. Gene Ontology annotation, molecular function: glycerophospholipase activity; metal ion binding. The transcript is spliced from 2 exons. The record is from RefSeq and is a predicted model, not a curated record. Gene Ontology annotation, cellular component: cytoplasm.